Messenger RNA from Trichoderma virens Gv29-8, 2178 nucleotides. RefSeq lists its product as uncharacterized. The coding region runs from base 1 to 1737 and encodes 578 amino acids. Gene Ontology annotation, biological process: CTP biosynthetic process; pyrimidine nucleobase biosynthetic process. The transcript is spliced from 8 exons. Gene Ontology annotation, molecular function: identical protein binding; CTP synthase activity. Gene Ontology annotation, cellular component: cytoophidium; cytoplasm. The record is from RefSeq and is a predicted model, not a curated record. NCBI's taxonomy places the organism in Eukaryota, Fungi, Ascomycota, Sordariomycetes, Hypocreales, Hypocreaceae.
AUGCGUUACAUUCUCGUCUCGGGCGGAGUUAUCUCCGGAGUUGGAAAGGGCAUUAUUGCCUCGUCCACGGGCCUGCUCCUCAAGACGCUCGGAUUGCGCGUCACCUGCAUCAAAAUCGAUCCUUACUUGAACAUUGAUGCCGGAACCAUGAACCCCAAGGAUCAUGGAGAGUGCUUCGUUCUGGACGACGGUGGCGAGUGCGAUUUGGAUCUUGGACAUUACCAGAGAUAUCUGGGCAUCAACCUAUCCCGAGACCACAACAUCACAACCGGCAAGAUCAACAUGGAAGUUGGUCUGAGGGAACGCCGUGGUGAUUACUUGGGCCGUACCGUCCAGGUCGUCCCUCACGUCACCAACCUCAUUAAGGAGUGGAUUGAGCGGGUCGCCAGGAUCCCCAUCGAUGAGUCGGGCGCCGAGCCUGAUGUCUGCAUUGUUGAACUUGGUGGCACAGUUGGCGAUAUCGAGAACAUGCCAUUCGUUGAGGCGCUUACACAACUCCGACACAGAUGUGGCAAGGGCAACUUCAUCAAUAUUCAGGUCUCAUAUGUUCCCGUCAUCAACGGCGAGCAAAAGACAAAGCCAACCCAGCACGCCGUCAAGACUAUCCGGAGUGCUGGUCUCAUUCCCGACUUGAUUGCCUGCCGUUGUGAACGUCCUCUUGACCAAGAUACCAUCAACAAGAUCGCCCUUCACUGCCAGGUCGAGCCUGAGCAGGUGAUUGCCGUCCGAGAUAUGCCUACUGUUUACCAGGUGCCAGUCCUCCUCAAGGAGCAGGGCCUCAUUACUGUUCUCCGCUCGAUCCUGAUGCUGGACAGCCUCACUCCCGAGCCAGCCCAAGUCAAGAAGGGCGCUGAAAUCUGGCAAAAGUGGAAGGAUGUCAUCUCAAAGAACUACACAGAGACCAUCGAUAUCGCCUUGGUUGGCAAAUACGUUGAACUUCACGACAGCUACCUCAGUCUCUACAAGUCAUUAGAACACGCUGCUAUCUGGUGCAAGCGCAAGCUGAACCUGAUCUGGGUUGAUUCGGAGCAUCUUGAAGAGUCGACCCGGGAGGCUGACCCCGCCCUUUACCACAAGGCUUGGCACGAUGUUUGCUCAGCGUCUGGUUUGGUUGUCCCUGGAGGCUUCGGCGAGAGAGCUACAGAGGGUAUUAUCAAGGCUACCCAGUGGGCUCGAGAGCACAACACUCCUUGGCUGGGUAUCUGCUUCGGCAUGCAACUGGCUGUUUGCGAGUUCGCUCGCAACGUGUGUGGACACCCCAACGCCACUUCCGAAGAGUUCGAUGAGAAUGCCGAGUACCCCGCCGUUAUCUUCAUGCCCGAGGGCUCCAAGGAAACCAAGGGCGGCACCAUGAGACUCGGCCUGCGCACCACACACUUCCAGCCCGGUAGCGAGGAUAGCAAGCUCCGAGCCAUGUACGGCAACGCAGAGACCGUCGACGAACGCCACCGACACCGCUACGAGGUUAACCCCGCCUUCGUUGACGAGUUCGAGAAGGCUGGCUUGUCGUUUGUUGGCAAGGACGAUACCGGCAGGCGUAUGGAGAUCAUCGAGAUCAAGAGCCACCCCUAUUUCGUCGGUGUGCAAUACCACCCGGAGUAUAUCAGCCAGCCGCUCAGCCCCUCCCUCCCCAUCCUUGGCCUGGUGGCCGCCGCCAUCGGAUGUCUCGACGAGGUUACCAAGGAGGUCUGCGAGCUAAGAAAUAAGGCAAACAGCACUGUUAACGGAACCGCUUAAUGGUAUAAGUACUGAAGGUCUUGUAUAAUUUCCUCGGCACAAGCCCCGAGGCCUUGAAUUCUUGCAACAACAUGUGUAGAUAUAGAAACCCAGGUUUACGUAGCAAACAAUCUGUGGACUUUGGAAGUUGUUAUCUUGAUUAAAACGGUAUAUUUUAUACCGACCCGUUUGGCCCCUCAGAGUGGGCAGGCUGUCGACUGUUCUCAAUGCAGCCAGCCUGCCUCUCCAGAGCCACAGUGAGACGUCUUUGAACUCCUUCAUGAGAGGGGGGGACGCUCACCUGCUUGGCGGGCUUCGCGGGUUCAAGAUAUACAAUGUAUUGGUAGCUUUAGAUAUACUCUUUUUAGAUAAUGGCUUGGCUUUCAUCAAGCUGGAUUAACUUGAUGCUUUGGGGCCAGCAUGCACCGGGCUAGAUACCUCUUAAUAAAAAAAAAGACUUAC